AUGGAAAACGUGGAAACAAUUGAUAUUGCUCGGCUGGAGGAGGCAGUGGUUGUUUUUUACCGAUCCAACUCGCAGGACCAGGCAAUUACACACGAAUGGCUGACGAAGGCCGAGGCCAGCCCACAGGCUUGGCAGUUCGCCUGGCAGCUCAUGCAGUUGGGCAAGAGUCAAGAAGUGCAAUUUUUUGGCGCAAUAACAUUACACUCGAAGUUAAUGAAAUAUUGGCACGAAGUGCCGGCCCAAAAUCGUGAAGAGUUGAAACAAAAGAUCUUGGAGACAAUUGUGCAAUUCGCCGCUGGCCCUAAAUUAGUGCUUAACCGGCUAUGUCUAUCGUUAAGCGCCUAUAUAGUACAUAUGCUGGAGGAGUGGCCCUGCGCCAUCGAAGAAGUGAUUGAGACGUUCCAAAGUCAACGUAUGCCGAAUGUUAGUCCCGAUGCUCAGCUAUGGAUUAUGUUGGAGGUGCUGCUGGGGAUACCGGAGGAGGCACAGGUGAUUCACACAUCCGUAAAGAGGGUUACGUUGCGAGGCGAGAUUGGAAAACGUGUUCCGCUCGUGCUGCAGACAAUUGAAUCCUUUCUGAAGCAGCAAAUGGGGAAUGAGUGGGACACCGAAGCUUACAGCAACAUGACGCGGGCGGUGAAGUGCGUAAACGUGUGGAUCAGAAAUAUUGGCUACUGUAUUGAAGGCUGCGUCAGCAUCUGUGCCGUUCUGCUUGAAGUGGUGAAGAAGUGCUACUGGCCAUGCAUUCGUUCGGGCGUUGGCUGCAUGUCCGCUGACGAGAACGAGCUCGCUGAAACUUGCCUCAGUGCAAUGGUCAGCAUUAUAGUUCAGCCCGAUUGUCACAACUAUCCAAAGACGGCGGCAGUGCUGAUCAAGAUGUUCUUAGACUCAUUGUGCGACAUUACACGAGUGGAAUGGAAGCGCGACAAUGACAAUGAGGACAUCAUUGUGCACAUCUACAUGCUGUUUGUGGCCGCUGUAGAGCGACACUCGGGACUAUUCCUGAGCGGCAUUACGACCACAGAUCCAGAGCUAUCCGAAAUAUGGAGUCGCAUGGUACACGAGAUAUUGCAAUGUACAGACAAACCGGGUAUUUAUCCCGUUGAAGAAUCAUGCAGCACAAUGGCAUUGGCCUUUUGGUAUAUGCUGCAGGGCGAUGUCUUUGCCAUGCCCGACGAGCAGAAGCACAAAUGUUGGGAGCAUAUAAAACCACUAUACGCACACUUGACCACCGUGUUGGUUCGCAAGUCAGAGCAGCCCGACGAGAGCUCUAUUGAUAAAUGGAACUCGGACGAUCUGGAAUGCUUUCGCUGCUAUCGGCAGGAUAUAUCCGAUACCUUUAUGUAUUGCUAUGACGUAUUGGGAGAUUAUAUUUUAGAGAUAUUAGCUGCUAUGUUAGACGAGGCCAUUGUCGAGCUACAAGCACAUCCCACCCACUGGACAAAGCUCGAGGCUUGCAUAUAUUCGUUUCAAUCGGUGGCCGAGCACUUUGGGGGUGAGGAGUCUCGACAGAUACCCAAGCUAAUGCGCGUGCUCUCAGAUAUACCGUAUGAAAAGCUUAACGAGAAACUUUUGGGCACUGCGCUCGAGACGAUUGGGUCCUAUUGCACUUGGUUAAUGGAUAAUCCGUCUUAUAUACCACCGGCUAUUGAUCUGCUAGUGCGCGGUCUCAACUCUACGAUGUCGGCACAGGCUACGCUGGGUCUCAAGGAACUGUGCCGCGAUUGUCAAAUGCAAUUGAAGCCGUAUGCUGAACCACUGCUUGAUGCUUGUCAAGCUACGCUCGUAACAGGUCGCAUGAAAAAUUCGGACUCAGUGCGUUUAAUGUUUAGCAUUGGAAAGUUGAUGAGUUUGUUGCCACCGGAAAAGAUACCAAAAUACCUGGAUAUUAUAGUCAGUCCCUGCUUCGAAGAACUGCAGAGCAUUUGCCAGGCGGGCAGCACAACUCCAGCAGCACGUAUACGGACUAUUUUUCGCCUCAACAUGAUAUCCACACUGUUUUCGUCACUUAACACUGAUCUGGAUGAUGAGCUCAAAGAUGCGCACAAUGUGCAGCCAGUACUCUUAGUUAUGGAAAAGACAAUGCCAAUAUUUCGACGAAUCGCCGAAGUGUGGGUGGAGGAAAUAGAUGUGCUAGAGGCUGCAUGCAGCGCCUUGAAACAUGCCAUUGUUAAUUUGAGAAGCAGCUUCAAGCCAAUGUUGCAGGACUUAUGCUAUUUCAUUGUUGCAAGCUUUCAAACUCGCUGCUGUGCACCCACCUUGGAGAUUUCUAAAACGGCCAUUGUCAUAUUUUUCUGGGAGGAGAAUUGUAGACCGAUGAUGCAGCAGCUGCUUUUAGAGUUUAUCCAGCAUAGCUUCAAACUCUUUGAGAACACGCCCCAACAAAACUUUUCAAAUAUCUCGGACACCAUGGAAAUGUUUUUCUCCUGUUUAACACAAAUUGUUAAGAAGGUGCCACAGGUGCUGGAGGACAAAACUAUCGCGUACGAUCGCCUAAUUUAUUAUGCACAACGUGCCAUGUUAUUGCCAGAGAAUGGACCCAUCCGGGCUAGUACGCAAUUUGUAACUCAGUUCGUAAUGCAAUCGAGGAAUCAUGCCCACAUGACCGAAGUGAUGCUGGCCUCCGGUGAGCAGAUCCUACAAACUGCAAUGAUUUGUGUGGGCUACAUGACACCGCGACAGCAAGUUGAAAAAUUUGCCGAUGUAUUUCUGUCCAUUAACAAAAAGUAUCCAGCUGAAAUGGCCGUCUGGCUAAAGAAUGUAAUGUCUGUACCCAAUUUUCCCACUGAACUCAUUAGCGAGUCUGAAAAGUUACGUUACGUUUCACUAAUUAUCAAAAUAAAAGUUAACAAACGAUUACUGCAGCAACACCUUGGAGAGUUGGCCGUUAAGACGCGCGGCCUCGUCCCAAUUCAAUCCCCAGUUAAUUAGAAAACUUUAUUGUGAACUUCGUGGCCAAAACUCUUAUUUUUUAUAGCCCAUCUUUAUUUUGCUAUUAGUUAUUAAUUGUAAUUAAGACGCUCUGUGAAUGUUCCUUGCGAUUAAGUUGUAAUUUCUUAUUGAUGUCAUUCGUCUCGAACAAGCAAAAUUUGAGAGUA
Drosophila navojoa is the source of this 3098-nucleotide messenger RNA. It is a transcript of the gene cdm, whose product is annotated as importin-13-like protein cdm. NCBI's taxonomy places the organism in Eukaryota, Metazoa, Arthropoda, Insecta, Diptera, Drosophilidae. Gene Ontology annotation, molecular function: small GTPase binding. Gene Ontology annotation, cellular component: cytoplasm. Gene Ontology annotation, biological process: protein import into nucleus. The record is from RefSeq and is a predicted model, not a curated record.